CCAAAACUUACGUUCCCAAAUCCCAUAGAAACUCCAUCUCUAGCCUCCACUCACUCCUCACCGAGAAAAACACAAACUAUAUCAUAUAGAUCCAAUGGGAAAGAAAGCGUUGAAGCUUCCUUUUCCUUCUCUUUUCAAAACCAAGGAAGCACAACCUAGAAAGCAUUCAUGGCAAUUCAUGCCCUCUUGUGGCCACCCCAAGACCCUCUCUUUCCGUGAUGGAGAUGACAUCUUCAAGACAGUUAAUUCUGUAUUCUUUGACCCUUCUGAGAGCACUAUUGAAACUCCAAAGUCUUGGUUCACAACCUCGUCUGAAUCUGCCAGCAUCUCCACCGAGUCUGAAGACUACAACUACAACUGUGAUGGUGAGUCUUUGGAGAUGUUAGUACGUGGGGUGAGGUCAGAGAGGCUUUUUUUCGAACCCGGUGACACAAGCUCCAUCUUGGAGAAGGCUAAGGCUAGUGGGUUUCCGUUCAAAGAAAGUGUGGUGCUUGCUAUGGAAUCAGAGGAUCCAUUUGAGGACUUUAGGAGAUCAAUGGAAGAGAUGGUUGAGUCUCAUGGUGUUAGAGAUUGGGAGGGUUUGGAGGAGCUUUUGAGUUGGUAUUUGAGGGUCAAUGGUAAGAAAAAUCAUGGCUUUAUAAUAGGUGCUUUUGUUGAUUUGCUUAUUAGUAUCACAGCUUCUACAUCUAACUCUUGUACUAAUUCAACUACCUAUUCUUCUGCUGUUUCUUCCUUUGCUUCUUCACCUUUGUGUCGUCUAUCUCAUGUCCAGAAUGUUAUUGAGAUUGUCGAGCAUGAAAAUGAAGAUCCUGUAAUGUCUUAG
Abrus precatorius (Indian licorice) is the source of this 823-nucleotide messenger RNA. RefSeq names its product transcription repressor OFP13. The record is from RefSeq and is a predicted model, not a curated record. The coding region runs from base 95 to 823 and encodes 242 amino acids. Gene Ontology annotation, biological process: negative regulation of DNA-templated transcription. NCBI's taxonomy places the organism in Eukaryota, Viridiplantae, Streptophyta, Magnoliopsida, Fabales, Fabaceae. The transcript has a single exon.